Messenger RNA from Brachypodium distachyon (stiff brome), 1683 nucleotides. Its product is annotated as glucan endo-1,3-beta-glucosidase 14. Lineage: Eukaryota; Viridiplantae; Streptophyta; Magnoliopsida; Poales; Poaceae. The transcript has 2 exons. Gene Ontology annotation, cellular component: plasma membrane. The record is from RefSeq and is a predicted model, not a curated record. Gene Ontology annotation, molecular function: hydrolase activity, hydrolyzing O-glycosyl compounds. The coding region runs from base 70 to 1461 and encodes 463 amino acids. Gene Ontology annotation, biological process: carbohydrate metabolic process.
GACCGGACGCGCGUAAACAACAAAAACUCCUCCAAAGCGGGCGACGCGAUUCCAGAGUCCCCAACGGCAAUGCUUUGUCCAGAGCUCACUCACUUACUCGACUGCUACUACACUGAUCAAUUCAAGCCAGCUCCAACAAUGGCGCUCAGCCGUCUCCUGCUGCUGCUGCUCGCCGCUUCGUCCCUCACCACCACCGUAAUCCUCGCACUACUCCACCCAACAUCAGCGGCGCUGGGGAUAAACUACGGCCAGGUCGCGGACAACCUCCCUCCCCCACAAUCUGCCGCCAUCCUCCUCCGCGCGCUGAACGCCACCAAGGUGAAGCUCUACGACGCGGACCCGCGCGUGCUCUCCGCCUUCUCCGGCUCCGGCGUCGACUUCACCGUCGGCCUCCCGGACAACCUCGUCCCGAAGCUCGCCGCCGACCCCUCCGCCGCGGCCGCCUGGGUCAAAUCCAACCUCCUGCCCCACCUGCCAGCGACGCGCAUCACCGCCGUCACCGUGGGGAACGAGGUGCUCACGGGCGACGACCCCGCCAUGCUCAAGUCCCUCCUUCCGGCAAUGGAGUCCCUCCACGCGGCGUUAAUGGCGUGCAAGGCGACGUCACGGGUGGUCGUCACAACGGCGCACUCGCUCGCCGUGCUCUCCUCCUCCUUCCCGCCCUCCGGCGCCGCGUUCCGGCGCGAAUUGCUCCCUUACAUGACUCCCCUGCUCAGCUUCCUCGCGAAAACCAACUCCCCGUUCCUCGUGAACGCGUACCCGUACUUCGCCUACAAGGCGGAUCCGUCCACAGUCGACCUCGACUACGUCCUCUUCGGCUCCGGCGGCAGCAAACCCGACGCCGUGGUGGACUCUGGCACGGGGCUGAGGUACAACAACAUGCUGCACGCGCAGGUGGACGCGGUGCGUUCGGCGAUAUGCGCGGCCGACUACGGGCAGAAGAUCGAGAUCGUGGUGUCGGAGACCGGGUGGCCGUCGGCGGGGGACGCCGACGAGGCGGGCGCCACGCCGGCGAACGCGGCAAGGUAUAAUGGGAACCUGAUGAGGAUGAUGAAGGAAGGGAAGGGGACGCCAGCGGCGGGAGAAGGGGAGCCGCUGCAGGUGUAUGUUUUCGCGUUGUUCAACGAGAACUUGAAACCUGGGCCAGCGUCCGAGCGGCAUUACGGGCUGUUUAGGCCUGAUGGGACGCCCGCGUAUGAUGUCGGGGUUAAGGCGCCGGCGAUUGGGGGCGGUAAGGGGACGGAUGAAGAAGGCGGUGGCGGCGGAGGGCUUGUCGUGGGGGAAGGGCCUGCCGGGGCCGGCGCUGGGAGUGAUGGCGGCGGGGCGGGAGGAAUGGACAGUACUGGGUUCUACACGAUUUCUGCGGCCACGCGCAAGGCGAAGAGGUGGCGGUGCAUGGGAAGCUCGCCGGUCAUGGCCGUCCUCGUCCUCGCGAUGCUGUCCGGGCUCUGUUGGUCAUGAUGUACAUUGCUAUUUGAUAGUACCACGAUUCGUAUGAUUCAUUAUUAGUUGAUUUGUAUUUUUGCGUCCAGUUCGUAUGAUUCGUCUUUACGUGUUCUAGCUGUGUAGAAGCAGAGAUGUAGCAAAAGAGGAAGAGAACACUACCAUAUACUCAAAUUGAUCGAUUCUCAAGUGCUCAACUGAUCGGGUUCUUUUCCUGACAAAGUUGCAUAGAAAUUUGCA